GUUGUCAAAAUCGAGUUUUAAAUCGUAAGAUCUUAAGAUUUUACGAUUUUAGGAAUGGAUUUCGAGUAAAAUCUAUGUUAAAAUCGGAAUCUCAUGAAAUCGGAAGGAAAAAUCGUAAAAUCACAAUUUUAUGGUAAAAUCGUUUGAAAUCUCGAUUUUACUUUCAUGGAAAUUGAAGAAGAAGAAGAGGCUUCCAGAAAUCCAAACACAAAUUUGGUCUCUGAUCUAAGGUGUGAUGAAUCAAGAAAUUGCAUAUGAAACUAGAAGAAACACAAGGCAGAAACCAUCUGUAUCAACAUAGAUAUAAAGAAACUAAAGACUGGUACAGGAACAGAUUCUUAAGAAAGCAAUUUGGGGCAAGCUACGGACCGGUGGCUGUAGUAGUAAACACUGAGUAGCAAGCAACGAAUCACUGAAUAUCAUUCACUUUUAGCAAAUUCAUACAAGUUCAAACACCAAACAUCAGGAAAUUGCAGGAUAUGAAACAAAAACACCCAAGGCAGAAAUUUUGGAGAAAGGCAGAUCCAGAUCUGAAGGAGGGAUCCCACGAUCGAAGAAAAUGGAGAAAGGGGGUUCUGGAUGGGAGAAGAAUCAGGUGAUGACCGGUGAUGUAGGUGGAAGCUAUUGAUCGGAGGAAAAAAUUGAGAAAGAGGUUCUGGAUGGGAGAAGAAUCCAGCCCUUUUUUUUUUUUUUUUGCCGUCUGCAGCCUUUUUUUGGUGUGGCUGCCCCCUUUUAAAGAGAAAGGAGCUUCCCGGCUGCUCAAGCAAGCCGCCUUGUGCUCCCUCCUCCGAUGACCCUUCUGGGUCUGUCGGCUUUUGGGUCCCUUUCCGGUGACCCCUUUUGGUUUUUUUCUGUUUUUCUUGUUGUUUUGUUUUACUUUAUGUUCUUGUGUAGUUUCUUUUUUCAGAUCUGGCGACCCUCGGCUUUAUCUUGUAGAUCUUGGAGGUGCUCGCUGUUUUUCUAGUUCUGGCCACUGCCGGACUGGAUCUCUACCGCGGCGUCCUGGAGAUCUUGCGCCAUCCUCUCUGGAGUAGAUUGAAGGGUGUCCCAUGGCUGGAUUGGUCGACCUCAAGUUGCUCGAGUUAUUUCAUCUCCCUUCCUCCCAUGCACUGGGCCUACUCUGUUUUACUUCUCCAGUUUGUUCUUUUCUUUGGUUGUAACCCUUAUCCUUUUGGAUAAGGACUGGUUGUAGAUGCUGUAUGGUAGUUUCCUAAUGCAUUGCUAAUACCUUUUUUUCUCAAAAAAGAGAAAGAAAAACUAGGGUUUUUU
This is a messenger RNA of Rubroshorea leprosula, 1269 nucleotides long. Lineage: Eukaryota; Viridiplantae; Streptophyta; Magnoliopsida; Malvales; Dipterocarpaceae. The record is from the annotation of a GenBank genome assembly.